AUGACCCUUGAGCUCUGCGCUGCUGCUUGCCCCACCACCAUACAGUACGCGGGUGUCGUAGGAACCGAGUGCUACUGCGGAAACGUCGUCGACAGCACCAACGAGGUCAACGUUGCCGAGGCCCAGUGCGACACACCCUGCCCUGGCAACCCCGACCUGCGCUGCGGUCAUGCCGUUACUCCCUCCGGAUCUCGCCUCAAGCGCCAGCUUCUAUCAGUUGAGAUCCGCUUGACCAUCUUCGCCCGUGUUGUUGGCGGCAUCUCCAGCACUAGCUCUGGCGCCUCUGGUACUGCUACCAUCUCCGGCUCCAUCUCCGGUUCUAGCACCGCUGGUGUGAAUGCAAGCACCGUUACCGCCACCUUCACAACCACCGCCGUCACUACUGUUGGAACCGCUGUCGUCAGCGGUGUCCAGACAAUCACGACCACAUACUGCCCGUUGUGCCAGGACUGCAUGGGUCCCUUUUGCUACAAGCCAAGCCCUUGUGUCAGUGGCAUGUGUUUCGGCCAGCCCUGCAUCGAUGGUGACUGCUGGAAGAGGUUCGUCUCUUACGGCGGCUACUGUGGUUAUGACUCCGGUUGCUCUGGUUCUCAAUGCCAGCGUCGUCUUGUCUGCUACGACGGCGUCUGGUUCCCAGACGUCUGUGACGGAUACGACUGCGGACGCAAGGUUGUCUGCACUAACGGCCAGUGCGAGUACGCUACUCCGGGAAGCAAGCAUUAUGAUGAGGUAGUUGUCUGUUACGGAAACAACUGCGAGGUCCAAAAGUGCAGCGGAGACGCCUGCAACCAGAAGUACGUCUGCAAAGAUGGCUCCUGCGGGUUCCAGUCUGGCUCUGCAUCUGAGGCUGGUCAGAAGUACGUCUGGAAUGGCAGCACCGGCAACUACACUCUCGACGAGGGUUGCAAGAGCAAUUGCCCUCAGCCUCUGGCCCCCGUCCCUGUUGGUCCCUCUCCGGGGCCUGGUGGUGCUCCCUCUCAACCUACUGCCGGUGGUGCGGCUCAGCCGGGUCAAUCUGGUGUUCCUCAACCCGGUCAGCCUGGUUCUCCCCAGCCUCCUGCUAGUGGGCUUCCUCAGCCAUCCACCGGCAAUACUCCCGUCGGAGGCGCCCCUGCCGGAGAUGCUCCUGCCGGAGAUGUUCCGGCUGGAGGUGCUCCGGCCGGCGGUGCUCCGGCCGGUGGUCCUAAUGCUCAGCCUCCUUCAGGUGCCGGUGGUGCUUCCCAGCCUCAGUCUUCCCCUGGUGGUUCUCCUCCCGCUGGCGGUGCUCCCCAGCCUUCUUCUGGUGCUGGUGGCGCUUCUCAGCCCCAGUCUCCCUCUGGGGAUGCUGCCCCCGCUGGCGGUGCUCCUCAGUCGCCCUCUGGUGCCGGUGGUGCUUCCCAGCCCCAGCCUUCCGUUGGUGGUGCGCCCCCUGCCGGGGGUGCUCCUCAGUCUCCUCCAUCCGGCGCCGGGGGUGCUUCUCAACCUCAGCCCCCGGCCGGCGGUGCCCCCGCAGGAGUUACGCCCGUCAAUCCUUCUGUGGUAACCACUGCUACGGCUGGCAAGCUUGUUGCUGGCUUUGGUGCCCUUGUUAUGGGUGUGCUUGUUCAUGCCAUCAUCUUUUAA
Messenger RNA from Colletotrichum chrysophilum, 1602 nucleotides. RefSeq lists its product as uncharacterized. NCBI's taxonomy places the organism in Eukaryota, Fungi, Ascomycota, Sordariomycetes, Glomerellales, Glomerellaceae. The record is from RefSeq and is a predicted model, not a curated record. The transcript has a single exon. Bases 1 to 1602 code for a protein of 533 amino acids.